AGCAAGGACAAAAACUCGUGCUGGCACUCACCCACAAUCGAAGUUUUUAUUGAUCCUGUUCAAUUGAACAGUAUUGCAAAAAAGGCACUCUCUACUGAGGUCGUGCUGGUGUUUUAAUACAAGGACUGUACAAAAAGUUGUUGACCCGCUCUACUCUUUGUUGUACAUCGAACAAGAAAAAAUUGAUAAGUAAUCUCCACCCGAAGAACCAAUCGCGACAACCAUGCCCCGCCAACAAGAUGCUUGUUGCAAGCCGACCAGCUGUAUCAAAUGCAAAAAUGUCUGGGUCUGGAAUGUUGCCGGGUUUGUCAUGCAUAUUUUGCAUGACCCAGAAUGUCCGUAAUGCACGACCUAGCAUCACAGAUUUUUAGACGGCUUCCUGAUGCCUACUCCGCAUGACAAAUGCCCUCCCCGCCGCGUAGCACAAACUAGACUCCUCUUGCUGGUCAUGCAAUACAGAUCUUUUUCAAGUCCAAAGUUAGCAUCACAAGUUCCAACCUUCCAGACCCAGACACUUUUGCAUUUCAUAAGCUUGCUCUGCCGAUGCUGCUGCCCGCUCCUGGCGGUCUUCGCGUGGGAGGGGUUCAGCAGCAACUUGUGGUUGGCCUGUCUGUGCGAUACCCUUGGGUGUCCGUGUCGCUGCCUGUUUGCGUUACUGUGGCAGCCAAAGGGGACGUAUGACAAGGCACAACUCCCCCCGCCUCAUUUGUAUAGCAUGAACGGCAGAAGUAAAUGCAUCAGCAAGUAGAAUGCCGGUUUCGCAUGACAAACUUACAGUGGAGUGUAGUGCCAUUUGGGAUGCCAGAAUUUGUCAUGCAGACAGUGCCUCUAAGAAGAGGCAGAGCCUGGAUUUGGGAAAUUGAAUGACAAAUGAGGGGGAGGGGGAGUUGUGCACUCUCAUAGGACGCAGAAGCGGUUUCACCCCGUCGACGCGAAAAAAGAGCGGAAAGUCUAUUGCUGCCGUUGUCACCCCCUGGACUGCUGUAUGACAGUGCACAACUCCCCCUCGUUCUCAUUUCUCAUGCAGAAUACCCGAUCCACCCUUUCCCUCCUGUCACUAUUAUGCAUGACAAGUUGUCGUGGUAGCCCAAAUAGCGCUACACUCCAGUGCAAAUUUUUCAUGCAGAACCGGCAUUCUUGCUGAUGCUUCUGUUGCUGUUCGUGCAACACAAAUGAGGGGGAGGGGGAGUUGUGCACUGUCAUAUGCUGCUGCCACUGCUGGUUUCCGCUGCAUGCGAUCUACGCCUGGCAGGGGUGUAGCAGCGUCGUCGACAUUCUGUGUGUGAUCGUGCUGAACUGCCUGUUACCUGGCUGCGGGUGCCUGUACCCAGUCUGCUGCUGGACACCCGCUGACCAACAGUUCAUAUCCUGUGCAAAAGUAUCGUACUCGUAUUGCAGUCAUGCAUUACUUAUAAUAGGUGAAUCAGCAUUUUUUUUUUUACAAAUUUUAUUUCUCAUGCUGAGGUAAUGCAUUUAUACGAGUGCGAUACUUCUGCAAUCCAUAGCUCAUCUGGGGCGGCGAUUCGGCGCAUGUCAUCGGUGCUCCGAUAGUUGCGGGGGCCUCACGCGAAGGUCCUUCGCCUUGGGGUGACGGGAACUACGAGGUAUGCAUUGCAAAUAUGUCCUCUGGGUCUGGAAACAAAAUGCCAGGUUUGUCAUGCUCUGCUUGUAUGACUGUCAAGCCUGUCAUGCAAGGUACCCAAAUAUUAAAGCGCCUUUUUUGCAUUUUUCUGUCGUGCAAAAGAACCCAGUUUCUCAUGCAGAGUGGACAAUAACCAGCAUAUUAGCUCAAAAACCUGUCAUGCUGAGCCGUCAUUUGUGGCGUUCUCUUGAUCCGGCAACCAGCAUCACAAGUUUCCAGACAUCCAGACACAUUUGCAUUUGAUACGGGGUGGGCAACGACGACUUCGAUCCGAUCACCCACUCGGAUACCUACUACGACCCGGCCCGGGCGCACGGAUUCAAGACCUACGACUACAACAGAGGCGGGUUAUGCAUUGCAAAAGCGUCGAGCGCUAGUUUCAAAUGCAUACACAAAUUUUUUCGAAAACAAAUUCCGGAGCUUGUCGUGCCAUUUUAUCUAGGGAACGAGAUUUGGCAUGCAAAAAUAUUGCAAUCACUAGUGCGUUUUUGACGCUUUUGCACAGGAUACGGGUACUACUUCUACAACGAUGACGAGUUCGUGGAGGAAGAAGAAGGAGACGUACACCACCGCAAAAAGCAUCCCGCUGCUGUAUCAGAAUGAAAAAUCGCCCCUCCCCAUAUCAAAACGAAGUUUCUGAUGCUGGAUUUGCGUACACAAAUCCGAUUUGUCUUGCUGGGCAAGGACUGCAGGCUCAUAUCAAGCCUGAGAAGAAAAGUUUUGGCCUAGGCGCUUAGCAUGACAGACGUCUACGCUGUAGGAACAUGAGCAUGACAAACCGCCCGGAGAAUGCGGCGGAGGCUCUGGAGUUGCCUUCAUGCAACACAGGGACGAUUUGUGGUCACAAAUCAGCAACACAAAUUUUCGAAAACGUACCUUGUCAAUAUGGGGAGAGGGGAUUUUUCCUUUCGAUAUGCUGUGCUUGCGCAGAAGAAGGACAAGAAGGUCGUCGCGAAGGGCCCCCAGAGCUCGUUCUCGCGCAACAAGGGGAAAGUCCAACCCGCGGACGAAGAUGGUUUCAUCGAUCACCAUGCAGCUGACGACGACGAGGGCGAGAAAUUUUUCAAAAAUUAGAAAUUCGGAAAAAAUUGAUGUUGUCAGUAGACAUUGUGCUAGUUGUAGUGCUACUUGUUCCACAUCCACCACACUUCUACGUUAGUUUCUGUCUUGUGUACUAUCAUUCAACAUUGGACCACGAUUUUUGUUUUCCUUGUACAAUGAAGUUAAACUGGUAGCUAUAAUUGAGGCUGUUGUUUUGAAUUUUAAAGAUAUAGCUCGGCGAUUGUUGAAGAUGUCUUGGCCAGAACAUUGGACGAAAUUUGAGUCGCAAGAACGCUGAUUGGAACAAAUUGCGUAAUAUAAAGCGGAGAUCGUUCGCUGACACAACAAUUGGAGUAGUGCUGUAUGAUAUGAUUUGAUACAGAUGACCAUGGACGACGACGAAGAGAAAGGGGAUAAGUACUUCUUAACUGCGGC
Messenger RNA from Amoebophrya sp. A120, 3118 nucleotides. Lineage: Eukaryota; Dinophyceae; Syndiniales; Amoebophryaceae. The record is from the annotation of a GenBank genome assembly.